Arabis nemorensis is the source of this 306-nucleotide messenger RNA. Lineage: Eukaryota; Viridiplantae; Streptophyta; Magnoliopsida; Brassicales; Brassicaceae. The record is from the annotation of a GenBank genome assembly.
AUGUCUUACGGAGAGAUGAAAUCAAUCUCCGACUUUCUCCGCCGUUGCGCUCCUCCGUGUAAUCUCCUCGUCUUCGGACUCACACACGAAACUCUCCUCUGGAAAUCACUAAACCACAACGGACGUACAGUUUUCGUCGAAGAGAAUCGAUACUACGCAGAAUACUACGAAGAAAUCUACCCAGAGAUCGACGUGUUCGAUGUUCAGUACACGACCAAAGUUCAAGAAGCUGGUGAGCUCGUUGCGGCGAAAGAAGCGGCCCAAAACGAGUGUCGUCCCGUCCAGAAUCUCCUCUUCUCUGACUGA